This is a messenger RNA of Rotaria socialis, 8286 nucleotides long. The record is from the annotation of a GenBank genome assembly. NCBI's taxonomy places the organism in Eukaryota, Metazoa, Rotifera, Eurotatoria, Philodinida, Philodinidae.
GGUUAGGGAUAGAGGUUUAGAUAACAGAGUGAUUGUAUGAAUUCAGGGCGCGAAGAAUCACAUGAAAAUGAAUAGGCUCAUAGUAGCCCACACCGUAGUCUAUGCUGAUUUCCGCAUUCGAGUUCAGAUUUCCUAUAGUAUCAGAUACUCAUGUUGGUAGAGACUUUUUGUUAGCUCUAAUAUGCAUAGAAUGAAAAGGAUAUAUAAGAAAUAAAAGAGAUAUAUAUUAAGAGCGACAGAGACAAGCAGUGCCACUGAUGUUAUGUGGCGAACGAAGAAAAAGUGAACUUCGUGGGACUCGAAUCCACACCCACACCCUAUCCGGACAGAUGUCCUAACCAGUUAGACUAGAAGAACAUCUCAAUCUUCGUUUAUCGUUAAUAAGUUACAUCAUUAACGCUAACACUUUUAAGUAAUAUUUUAUACACAGUGAAUUAAGUAUUCAGCCAUGCUUCCACAAACACGAACAAGAAACGUAACUUAUUUUCUAAUGAUAGACCAGUCGUUGUCAAUUACGUCGAAUCCAAAAACAAUCAUCCUUAAUAAUGACUAUUCAAGAAUAAAUCUUAGUGGAGGCAGUCGAGUACGAAAACAUUUAGCGUAACAAUCAUUAUUUUUCAACUUCAAAAGCUUUCUGACUCUACCCUAGGGAAAAUGUUUGAUGUUUCAGCGCCAGAUCUUUGAUAGAUACAGUCAGGAUCUUGCAAGGAUUCGCUAUUUUUUCCUGAGGAAACGACUAAAUCCUGAAAGAAGUGUGUAGACACGGAAAUUUAGGAUCCUGGCAGGAUUCGAAUGAAGAUUUUCAAGGAUCCUGACAAGUUCAUCAUUGUUUUUGAAUCAGGAUUCAACCAGGAAAUCGAUGAUUCCUGAAAGAAGUGUGUAGCCACGGAGUUUUAUGAUCCUAUCAGGAUUCAAAACAAGAUUUCCUAGGAUACUGACAGGAUUCGAAUGAAUACUUUCAAGGGUGCUGACAAGUUCAUCAUUGUUUUUUAAAUCAAUAUUGAGCCAGGAAAUCAAUGAUUCCUUAAAGUAAUGUGUAGCCACGAAAGUGUAGGAUCCUUUCAGGAUUUCAAUAAUUCAAAAUUGUAAAAAAGAAUUUCUGAUGGUAUCUUUCAGGAUUUGAUUGGGUGUUCUCGAAGAUAUUAUCAAAUUUCUUGACAAGAUCUUUGUAGGAUUUAACUAGAUUUCAUUGCGCAUGCUAUCAGUUUCUUGGUAGAAUCUUUGCAGGAUUUUCUAAAUAGAAUAUAAGAGAAAUGAACACAUAGAGUAUCGAUCUCUAGACUUUCAGUUUACAUACCGAUCAGCUUACCGAGCUGGAUGUGCCAUGUCAUUCUAUAUCACUUCAACGUUCAACAUAGUAAUUCUGACUAAUGCAAAUUUCUAUUGGAAUUUUAUAUAGAUAGAAAUUACUUCAAAAAAUUCUGAAAAUACAAUAUCAUUUUACACAUUUCUUUUAGUCGGUGAAAUUUACUACUUUUUUAAAUUUCAAUUCUAUUUAAAAAUAUACUCAGAAUUUUUAUUUUGGUUAUGUUUAAAAAUAUACCAGGAGUUUUUAAAAAUUUUAAUUCGAUUGAAAAAAUACAUUUGCAAAUUUGUUUUACGAACACAAUCAAAACUAUAAGCAGUUUUCUCGAAAAAUUUGCUGAUGACUAAAAUUAAAAUUAAAUAUUUAACGAAAACAUUUUCCGAUGCGUAAAUUCCAAUUAACAUCCUAAUUUUAUGAUUUUCAAUUUUUUUCCUGAUUGUAUUAAAAACUAACUCCUUGCUAUAGUUAGAAUCUCAAAACAACUUUUAUACAAAUUUCAAAGUGAUUUAGAAUAUUUUUUUUCCAAGAUUGUUAAGAAUCGUUCUUUUUGCUUACGAAAACACCCAGAUCAAAGUGAGGAUAAAAAUACCAGUAAAUUCUUCAGUUGUCAGAAUUAUUUUGUGUUCUGAACAAAAAAGCCAUGACAUAUUGAAGAAUCCUUCAAUUUAUUUUGUUAAGAUUUUGCUCAACAUUUUUUAUUGAAAUUCUAUUAUGACCUACAGAUUUCCAAAUUUUGAAAGGCUCAUGAUCUUAACCAAGCUAAAAAUGACACGAAAACGUUUCACUCAUUCUUGCUACGUUCCUGAUAGGAACCUGAAAAUAAAAUCUGAAAUAGGCUAUAGACACAAAACUCGAAAGAUCUUAACUGGCUCUUUGUAUUUUCUUAUCAAGAUCGUGGCCAUACUUGUAUCCUUUUUAAGCAUUCGAAAUACCUGAUCUUGAGCGGUUCCUCUCAGGAACCUGAUAUAAGUUUGCCAGGAUUUCUUAGUUGAGUAUUCUGAAUAAUCAUGUCCUAUUCUUGGUAUAAUUCUCCUCUGAUAUAAUUAUAACUCCUGGCAGCAUCCUUCUAUCAAGAUCCAGCACGGAUUUUCACUUAAACGUAAUGAAACUUUGACGAAAUUCUCUUUAUAAUUUUUGUCAGGUUUCUGAAUAGGAUUACCAGUGUAUCUUAGAAGGAUCCUGUAAACUCAAUUCAGAAAAAAUCCAAACAAGAAUCUAAACAAAUUCUGGAUGGAAUCCUGAAUCAAACCUGACAGGAUCCUUGAGAUUCAUGAUUAUGAAGGAUCCUUCAAGUCUAUCCCAAGACAUGAGCAUGGUUGAGUGGACUAAGCAGUAACUUGUAAAGAUCUUUGCUAAAUCCUUACAUUUUCUUAUCAAGAUUCUGAUUAAGCUUGAUAUUGUGUUGUAAGGUUUGGAAACGUAUACUCUUGAAAACAUCUGAACAAAAUCCUGAUUGAAGCUUUCCAGGAUUAGUCAGUUUUGCAUUGUGACUGUUCUUAUUAUUUUCUUGUCAAGAUCCUUGAAUGAUGUGCCUAUCAAUCCUAACAGGAUCCUGAUACAAAGAUUUCACUAGGUCCUGAAGAGAACCUGAUAAAAUCUUGACAGAAUACUUUCUCAAAACUUGAGAGGAUCCUUGAUAGGUUCUUGAGUAAAUCCUGAUAGGAUCCUGCAUUCUCAGUUCAGAAAAUUAUUUGAGCAGGAACCGGCAGAAAUCCUCACUAGGAUCUUGUUUCACCUUCAAAACAAAUCCUGGAAACAAGAAUUACUAGGAUUCGAAACAGGAUCCUAAAUAAAACUUGACAAGAUCCUGGGGAUUCAGGGUCCUGAAAGAUCCUUCCAGGGUUUCUCAAGGAAUCAACAGCAUUGAGACUAAGGUAUAGACGAAAAAGGCUAACGGGAACUUAUGAGUUUUCUAGCCUAUUUUGGGCUAUUUUUUUCAGUCUUUCGGAAACUUUUCGUGUGUAGAGACUUCCAAACGGAAGAAAGAUACUUUUGCGUGUGAUUUUAUCAUAAGAACUGAAAUUGAUUUUCCGUGAACUGUACAUGAAACCAUGAGAUUAAUCGGAUUUGAAAGCUAAGUUUUGCAAAAAUGAAAUCCGGCUCCGUUUUUUCUCUCGAACGUUCAGCACCCUUUCAAGAAAAAAAACUGCUUUAUGUAUAGAUCAGUUAUAAAUGCUGCGAAUACUAAGCUUAAGGGAAAACUAUGAAUACAUAGACAGUGAUCAACAAUCGGAUAAUGUGAUGAAGAAAUUAAUCGUUUAAUAACGAUAAGUUGAAGCAAUAUUAUAUAGAAAUGCUCCACAACGAACAAAAUAUAAUAAAGCGGAUAAAUAUAACUGAGUCGACUAAGAGAAUCUUUUUAUAUUCAUAAUAUUCUUUCUACAAGAGUUUAUGACACACCAACUGAAGGGAGUGUUGACGUACCUGUGAUACAAUUUUCGACCCCCACUGUUACGGUGUAGUUUUAAAUCUUUAUUCACACGUUCGAUAACCUACAUUUUAACAAUAAUAAACAAGAACUGAACCAAUAACAGGAACCGAUAUACUUGCAUUCAAUUAUAUCCAAUGAGAUCAACAAUACAUAUCAAUGUGUGAAGCACAAUAGGAGAACAAAACAUAGCGCUAUCGAGAUAGAUCAUGCCAAUGAUCUGUGUGCACGCACAGAUCAUAACACCCACCUAUAGACCCUGAUAGAGCAAUUAACUCAUUAAUUGUUUAGUUAAAAAAAGAAUUUCUUCAUCACGCUCUGUGACCGCAUCAGAAGACCGCACGCAUCAUCUCACAGACAGCGGCGCAAAAACUGCACACCCUGACAGGCUACGGGAGACAUUUACGUGAAAAUAAGUUCCAUUGUAUUUCGCAUUUUAAUCCGAGAUAUAUUCGCUGACCACCUUUUUCAUUUGAGUUUCAUUCGACACGUAUGUGUAAUAGAUUUUUCUCUCGACUCCUGUACCGUUAUCAAUUACUAAUACUCUACUUCAGUAACAGCGAUAACGCCCACAACCCCAACUACAACUGCCAACGUUAGCGCCGUGACAACCGCCACAAACGUGCCCCCACCAACAACUGGAAACGUAAAACCGGUGACAACAACCUCCAAUGUGGUGGCAACAACAACUCCAAUCGUCAACACUGCAACGACAACGUCCAAUCUGGGACCAACAACACCUCCCAUCGUCAACACUGCAACAACAACAGCAAAUGUGGUACCAACGACGACUGGAAACAUAAACACUGGAACCACGACCUCCAAUCUGGUACGAACGACACCUCCCAUCGUCAACACUGCAACAACAACAGCAAAUGUGGUACCAACGACGACUGGAAACGUAAACACGGUGACAACAACCUCCCAAGUGGUGGCAACAACAACUCCAAUCGUCAACACUGCAACAACGACAUCCAAUCUGGUCCGAACAACAACUCCAAUCGUCAACACUGCAACAACGACGCCCAAUCUGGUGGCAACAACAACUCCAAUCGUCAACACUGCAACGACAACCUCCAAUGUGGUCCCAACAACGCCUCCAAUCGUCAACACUGCAACAACAACAGCAAAUGUGGUACCAACGACGACUGGAAACGUGAACACGGUGGCAACAACCUCCAAUGUGUUGCCAACAACACCUCCAAUCGUCAACACUGCAACAACAACCUCCAAUCUGGUCCCAACAACGCCUCCAAUCGUCAACACUGCAACAACAACCGCCAAUGUGGUGCCAACAACACCUCAAGUCGGAAGCACCGAAGCAACAACUACAAAUGUCCCGACACCAAGAACUGUCAGCGUAAACGCGACCAUUUUAGUUUCUGGAAGUACUACUGGUGUGCCACCUUGCACAACACCAAUUGAAAUGACUCGUUCAAACGAUUCCUAUUUUUCAUCGAUCAUCGUCGAUGGAGUAUCAUAUUCAAAACCACCGUAUCCAACUUCAUUCGUUAUGAAAAAGCCUACAAUGAAAAUUCAAUUUGGCAGCUUUCGCCCAGCCACUAUAACAUCAGUUUCUGUUCUCAAUCCAAAUGAAUCUCAAAUCACAAGCAUGAUUGUCGAAACUGAUUAUGAUGUUUAUAACAGCACGAAUCUGGAUGGAUUACAAGUAAAUUUUCAGCCUAACGUUGACUUCAAUACUCAUAUUAUUAUCACAUUGAAAACAACAAUGGCAAAUGCUAUUUUUCCGAAAACAAUUCAACUGGCUAUUUACGGAUGUGGUCAACCAAGUUCACCAGUAACUAAAGCACAAAUAGAAAGCACAAUAACGGCAACAUUAUCUCCAGCAAUGACUUCAUCUGGUGUAGUACCAAAAACAAGUGCUAUCGUAUCUCAGAGUACGUCAGGAAUCACAGAAACAGUAACACCAAUAACGCCCACAACACCAAUAAGAACUGCCAACGUUAACACGGUGACAACAACCGUCAAUGUGGUGCCAACAACAGCUGAAAUCGUGAAUACGGGAACAAAAACCACGCCUAUGAAAACAGGAAGUUCAGCUGCAACUGGCACUACAGGGCCUACAACUGCAGCAAGACUAACUCCAACUACUGUAUGCAAAGAAAUAGUGGACUUUACGCAAUUGGGAUCCGUUUUAUUUGCAUCUGUCUCCGUUAAUAAUUUAAAGUUCCCAACUGACGGUUUAGAGAAGAAACUAUCACUAUCUACGCUACCAACAACAGUGUCAAUCAUCUUCAAACACGGAGUCAUCAUUCACAAUGUAUCAGUCUUGAAUCCAUCUGAAUCCCGAGUAAUCUCCAUCAGCGCUCAAACUGAUUUAGAUUUUGAACCAAUCAAUAAUCCAAAUCCUGCGAUUCCGGUUGUUGUUUAUAAUCCGCAUGAGGAAGAUGUUAGAGAGUUGGACAUUACAAUUCUCAAAAUCAAAGAUCCUUCUCUCCCAACAAAAUUACAGUUAGCUAUAUACGGCUGUACUACCCCAAGCACUAUUAGUACCAAGCCCCUAAUUGAAACAACUUCACCUCAACUUGUCAGCACCACUCAACCAUCCACACGAUCAGGUACUACCAGAAACGGGUGCACAGAAAUACAACUCGUUGAUGAAGCUGUUAGCAAGAACAUUAUUGUGACACCGAACCCAUUGCCGAUAGGUGAAAACAUCAAAUUUCAACCAACAUCUCAACAAGGUGUUUCUUUCGGCGAAAAUGAUCGCACACCGACGAUUACUGUCAACUUUGGGAAACCUGCUGAGGUUCAGUCAGUCACACUUCCACGUGAUCGAACACCCAAUGGAAAUGUUGCACAAUUUGAAGUCACCUUCUAUUCACCUCAUGGACACAAAAUCAACCACAAACCAAUCUUAAGUAGUUCAAGUCCAAACGAAAACAAGAAGAAGCCAGCUGAACUCGAUUCAUCACAAAUACCAUCAAAUACACGUGUAUCACGUGUAGUGAUCACCAUUGUUAGCACUACUAAUGGUGAAUCACCGAAAGGUGUUGUUUUGGAUAUUCAAGCUUGUACGGAAGCGACAACAGAACUUAGUACCAGUCAUUUAAGCUCAACGGAUUUGGCUACCAAAGCGACUGACGAAGUGGCCAAUGAGACGACGACAGCGGCAAGUGCAGCAUUGCGAUGCCAAACGGAAAAUAUUCUUGUUGAAGAAUUUGGUAUCGUGGACGCUGAAGCAAUCAUCGAGACAGCAAAAGGAGAAACAAAAGUAAUUGGAUACAUCAUUCGAUCUAAUAACACAGGGUGGACACCACCAUCAGCUUUUUCAUCACUGAUUAUUGGCUUCCGUUAUCCUGUACAAAUUGGCCGUAUUCUUGUAACCGCCAAUAAUCUCAAACAAUGGCGCCUAUAUUAUCAAUCAGCGUCAGAAGUAUUUCCGUAUUGGAUAGCUUAUAAUAAUUCAAUGGUUUUAACUAAUAAUGAAAUUAUAUUUUCAAGAACACUCAAUGCUACGAAAAUUCGUUUAACUCCAAAUAGUGAUGUUGAAAAUCUUCGUCUUGAAGUUUUCGCUUGUGUCUCUUUCUUAACUGAAACGACUACAACUAAUAGACCAUGCGUUCUAACAGAAUGGUCUGAUUGGGGAGCCUGCAGUCGUACAUGUGGUAUUGGAUACCAAAUACGCACUCGUAAGACAAAUUCAUCCGACAUUUGUGAUGAUGAACAAUUGAUCGAACAUCAAUCUUGUAUGGGUCGCCGUUGCCAAUGCUCAAUCGAUGAGGCAUUUUAUAAGCGCGUAUUUCACAAAGAGCCAUCUGAUAAUACAGAAAUUGGUUAUAUUUUUACAUAUUCAAAUAGCACUAAUGCAUCGAAAAAUAUUAUAUAUGUUAAUGAUACUAUCGAUCAAGGCACUGUUAUUCGCACAAAAGAUUACUGUUAUAUUGUUUACUGUACAGCUGAAGGUUUGAAAUUGUCGAAUAACCAAUGUGUAACAACAACCAUAAUGUCAUCAACAACCCCGAUAACAAAUAAUACUCAAUGUGCAAUGCAACAGUUUAGUAAUGCUCCAAUAAAAGUCAAUAAUGGCCGAUGCAUAUCACGUCAAAGCUUUCCUCAAGAACAUUGUGGUGGCUAUUGUAAAUCUGAUAGUGACUAUGAAUGCAAAUGCUGCUCUAUUGGAGCAACAUAUUUGCAAUCAGUUCUGUUUGAUUGCCUCGUUGAUGGUUCAAAGUCUGUAACAGAAGAGAAGAUGAUAGAUGUCCGACGCAUUCAAUCAUGUAGUUGUAACGAAUGCCAUGAUGAUUGCACAAUACGUCAAUAUGAAAGUAGUCCAUUACGAAUAAACAGUAAUCGAUGUGUAUCCCGUGAAAAUGUCCCUCGAGAGAGAUGUGGUGGACAUUGUGAAUCAGAUAGUGAUGAUCAAUGCACUUGCUGUUCAAUAACAAAAACAUAUUUACAGCCAAUUAUUUUUGAUUGUCUAGUUAAUGAGGCACAAAACGUAACGGAGCAAAGAACAGUGGAAAUUCGGCGUAUAAAAGAAUGCAGCUGUAAUAUAUGCUCCAAUCGAAGUUUAAACAAUGGAAAAUAA